Molecule: messenger RNA, 6559 nt
Organism: Chinchilla lanigera (long-tailed chinchilla)
Lineage: Eukaryota; Metazoa; Chordata; Mammalia; Rodentia; Chinchillidae
Gene: Fosl2
Product: FOS-like antigen 2
Exons: 4
Coding region: 819-1796 (325 amino acids)
Biological process (GO): regulation of transcription by RNA polymerase II
Cellular component (GO): nucleus
Molecular function (GO): RNA polymerase II cis-regulatory region sequence-specific DNA binding; DNA-binding transcription factor activity, RNA polymerase II-specific
Source: RefSeq, a predicted model, not a curated record
ACUCGUGCCAUUGUAGUGACUCAUCUCGGGCAGAGCGCAGGGGCUCCGAGCGAACCAGAGAGCGAGCGGUGCUCGGCAGGGACAGAGAGAGAGAGAGGGCGAGGCGCGGACGCGCGAGGCGGGCGCGUCCGGGAGCGGACGCCGGCGAGGGGUGCAGUCGGGGCGCGGGGCGCAGGGCCGCGUCCCUCUCACCGGCGCAGCUCGAAGCCCACCGGCCGCUGUCCCUCGGGCGCGCUCGUCUGCGCGGCACCGGCGCACGCCGCCUUCAAAUCAAGUGUCCGAGCGCUCCGAAACUCAGGCGGAGAGCCGGCCACAGGAAGUUUAUUCUCGGGCUCCUUUUCUAAAAGGAGGAAACAGAAGUUUCUCCAAGCCGCCAGCCUUUCUUUUCGCCUUUUUCUGGCCCUCUCUACAAUCCGGGGACCCCAGAUCUGACAGGCGAGGCUCGCCGGGCUCCUAUUCAGUUUUCAUUUCCAAUUUUUCUUUGGGUCGUCGGUCGCGGCUCAGCUCCGGCUGCGCGCGGGGGCGGGAGGGUGCGCGCAAGGGAGGGACCGAGGGACCGGCGACCUUUUAGAGGGAGGGACCGGGUGGACAACUGGUCCCGCGGCGCUCGCAGAGCAGGAAAGAAGUGCGGUGCAAGGCGCUGGGAGACACUUCCCGGGUGUCGCCACUUCGCGGCCCGCUCCCGCCGGCGUUGGGGAAAGUCCGGGAGCGAAGACCGCGGCCGGCGGACCAGCGAGCGCGCAGCAGCCUGAGCGCGGCCGCGGCGAGGGCGGGGAAAGAAAAACACCCUGUUUCCUCUCCGGCCCCCACCGCGGAUCAUGUACCAGGAUUAUCCCGGGAACUUUGACACCUCGUCCCGGGGCAGCAGCGGCUCUCCUGCGCACGCCGAGUCCUACUCCAGCGGCGGCGGCCAGCAGAAGUUCCGGGUAGAUAUGCCUGGCUCGGGCAGUGCCUUCAUCCCCACCAUCAACGCCAUCACCACCAGCCAGGACCUGCAGUGGAUGGUGCAGCCCACCGUGAUCACCUCCAUGUCCAACCCCUACUCCCGCUCACACCCCUACAGCCCCCUGCCGGGCCUGGCUUCUGUCCCUGGACACAUGGCCCUUCCAAGACCCGGCGUGAUCAAGACCAUUGGCACCACCGUGGGCCGCAGGAGGCGAGAUGAGCAGCUGUCUCCCGAAGAGGAAGAGAAGCGUCGGAUCCGGAGGGAGAGAAACAAGCUGGCUGCGGCCAAGUGCCGGAACCGACGCCGGGAGCUGACUGAGAAGCUGCAGGCGGAGACAGAGGAACUGGAGGAGGAGAAAUCAGGCCUGCAGAAAGAGAUUGCUGAGUUGCAGAAGGAGAAGGAGAAGCUGGAGUUCAUGUUGGUGGCUCAUGGGCCUGUGUGUAAGAUCAGCCCCGAGGAGCGCCGAUCGUCCCCGGGCCCUGGGCUACAUCCCAUGCGCAGUGGGGGCAGUGCGGUGGGUGCCGUGGUGGUGAAGCAGGAGCCCCUGGAAGAGGACAGCCCCUCGUCCUCCUCGGCAGGGCUGGACAAGGCCCAGCGUUCCGUCAUCAAGCCCAUCAGCAUUGCCGGGGGCUUCUACGGGGAGGAGCCCCUGCACACCCCCAUCGUGGUGACCUCCACGCCUGCCAUCACUCCAGGCACCUCGAACCUCGUCUUCACCUACCCCAGCGUCCUGGAGCAGGAGUCGCCCGCAUCCCCCUCUGAGUCCUGCUCCAAGGCCCAUCGCAGAAGCAGUAGCAGCGGGGACCAGUCAUCAGACUCCUUGAACUCCCCCACUCUGCUGGCUCUGUAACCCCGUGCUCCUUACAGCUCUGGAGGGGUCCUCAUCACUGCCUCCUUCCCAGGGACCAGCAUGUUCCAGCGCUCCAGGGCCGUGAGGACAAGAGGGGGCCUGCUAGGGAGCUUCCAGGCUCUGGGGGACCCAGGUGGGACUUGAUGGUGAGGUGUUCGAGGACUUGGUUGAUCUCUUGGAAGUCCCAGGAUCUUCUCUUCUCCGUCAUUCAUCUUGGAAGCAAAUCCUCUUUCUUGAAAAGCCAUGGAGAGCUUGGUUUGGUGGCUUCUGAAGAGCCUGGAGCUGGCCUGGACAGUUCUUGUCCCUUUGUCAUGCUGUUGUCUCUGGAGUGAUGGUGUCUCUCCCUGCCCCACCAAGCAUGCUCAGUGCCUUUGGUUUUGCCCCCCCUUGACUUGCCCCAUCCUUCCCCAGUGUUGGUUUUACUUCUUCUUGAUUUUUAUCAAAUUUGCCAUGACAUUUCACCGGGGUAAUCUGGAUAUUAAAACUCUUCAUUUCUGGAGAUGGGGCAGCAGGUGACUCUUCUGCUGGGGCUGACUGGUCCAGAAGGGGACAAAGUGCAAUACAGAACCUUCCCUCCCCGACACUCCCCUCGGCACUGCCAUCACCAGAACCACCAGCAGGGUUCUCUGAGCUCCCCGGAAAUGCCACCAUCACCAAGAGGCCCGAAGGACCCUUCCUUCUCACCCUCAGUGACAGCUUUCGGAGGAUCGACGUGGCCAGAAGAAAGGGUGUGAGUGAGAUGGCGGGCACAGUCUGGGUGUGCCAAGUGCCUAAUUACCAGGCCAGAAGUAGUGCCAACAAAGCCACAUGGGUGUCCCAGACAGCUUCCCUUCCCCUGGUGUCUUGAGCAGGGCGUCUCCUGUAAUUACUGCCUCACCAUUGUGCCCCUGGACCCUUCUCUCCAGACUGGGGAGGCGUUCCUCCCUCAGAACCACACAUCACUCCAGGCCUGCUGGCCUCCACCCUUCCCUGGCUUUCAUGGUGACGCCACCCAUGGAGAUUUAAUGAGCUUGGGGCUGGACCCUCCCCAGAUUGCAGCAGGUGACUCCUCCCCAAGCCUCAGAGGAUGGAAGGGCCCAGGAUGGGACUGGGAGAAGGAAGGCUGUCCCUGGGGUGGUGUCAGCAGUGGCAGCAGCCCGGCACCCAGUCUGCCCUGCCUGACCUGGCCACGCAUAUCUGAAGUGCUGUGCCCUGUCUGGCCUCUGUGGUCAUUGCCACCUGAUUCAGGAGUGAAUGCUGUUUCUUCACACUCCCUUGCCUCACCCCAGGGUGCCCUUCUGGCCCCAUGGUCAACAAGCUGCACACAGUUAGCCGCACGCUGGGGCUUGCAGCUUGUGCACCAUCUGACUGUCUGUUGUCUUUCCAGCUGCUGAAAUCAGAGCUAGGAUGUGUGGCUUCCCGCUGCAGGAGAGCUGCCCCUUCCUGUGGGCCUCCUGACCUUCAGCAAGAGCACAACGCAGCGUGGCUGCUUCCCAGCCCUGAGCCCUUCCUCCCCAGAGCAUGGUGAUCUCUGUCCUGGGAAGUGGCUUCUUGUCCCUCUGGCCUCCACAGGGCUAGUGCUCUGAGGGAGAAUCCAUUGGUGAUCCGGCUCUAGAGAUCAUUGUCCACCCACUUAAAAUGGUAUCAAUGCUAUUUUAAUCAAGCCCAGUGGCAUUUAAAUUUCCAACUGGAGAGAGCAGAGACGGCUUCUCAGCCCUGCUCCUUUCACACCCCUAGGCGUGCACUAGAAAGGAGGAAGAGCCAUAUGCUUAAAAUACACAGCCUAGCAGGGUUGGAAUUGACGUGUGCAAGGGUCAGCCACCUAGAGAGAGGAGAGUAAAAGAGAAAAGAUUUUGUUCAAGAUACUUUGAACGCAUUCUUUCCCGUGUUACCUGGCUGCCUUCUGGUUUCCAGGGCCUCUGAGAAGGGCGCUCCUAAGAAGACUGGCCAACUGACUUCCUGAUCUCAGAUUAAUCAAAGAAGCCAGAGGCAGCCAGGAGUAGCAGGAGAUGGGCAAAGAAAACUGGGUGCUUUGAGCUUGGAAAGGCUUAAUCAUCUCAGGUGGUAUUUGUAGCCAGGUGGGAGUUACUUGCUUCUUUGUGCAUAUAGCUACAUCCCAAAUGAAGCUGUUUUCUGGCCUGUUUUUUCUAAAAGCCCCUUUAUGCCCCACUGUGUGCUGCAUGGAUUCCCGUGCAGAUCACAGUCUGUGACUUGGAGGCAAGCUGGACAUUCCUGAGCCAGAGUUUGGCUUUGGUUCAGAUUUCAAGCCCCACUGGUAUUGGAACCAGCCAGCCCUCGGGACUUAAGAGGCCUCUGACUUUCAGCCCUUCACGGACCUCUUGCUUUGUCCUAGGAGGAUAUUUGGCUUCCCCAGAGCCAGCGGUUAUUUGGGGAAGGCUGCAUAUUCACACCUGAGUCGUGAGUGCAUCCUCAGUUCUCGUCCUCCUGGCUCACUCUCCAAGUUCACUCGCAUACACAUCCUUGCUCCAGCAUCACCAGAUGCCCGGCCUGCUGCUCGCCCCUCCACGGUUCCAGCUAAGGGAACGGCUGCAGUGGGGAUUCCUUUGUGCUUGGGCAAGGAAUUGCUCUGCCUCCCUGUGAACUCGGCCGUGAGGCAGCUGUGUGGACUCCAGCUGUGCUGCACGCAGCUCUGGGAUGCACACUGCAGGCACUCCUCGAUUGGCUAGUGUGACACACACUCCUCAUGGCCACCUGGCUGGCCUCUCUGGGAACAGUCCUCCCCUUGGCCGGGUCGCUGGGUGGCUGGGGACAGGAAAGAAAACAGAUCCCAGGUGAUGCAUAGAAAAUUUCCAGAGCCAGCUCCAAGCAGAGAAUUCCCUGGGGGUGGAAGUUGUUGUGAAAGAGUCAUCAUUCUGUCUGUUGGGAGGCCAGAUGUUCCCAGUGUGGCCAGUCACACAAGCAUCUCAAAGCCAAGAGCCAUCCGGGGCUGCUGCUUUUCUUAGCCUUUGGGGAAAGAAGUCUCUGUUCCCACCUGACUCCAAGUGUCAUGAGGGGGCCAACCUGUCUGGAGCAUGGGAGCUCAUUUCUCCCUUUUCCUUGAUGGACCAACAGUGCUCCUUGCAAUCUUGCCGUGCAACAAUGAGGUUGAUUUCCUUCCCUGAUCAGACAUCCAUGUGGCCCCUUAAGAAGGAAAAGAAUAAGCACCUGCGAUGCGCCAGGCACUGUUAGGCACUUUCAUAUUUAUCCCCUUCAGGAUGAGAUUAAGGGAUAAAGGAAUCCCCUUAUAAAAGGCCCCCAAGUAGUGGCUAAACAAAAACACUUGGAGGUGAGAAGGUCUUUCUCCAAAGACCCAAGGUAAGAUUGCUGUUAGUCUGAAGUUUGUUCUCAAAGACCCAUCCCCUAUGGUAUCUGCCCUCCUCCUUGUGCUCAGCCUGUGCUCCUUUGUACUCCUCAGAUGGCUGGAGGGGUGACCUGAGUCUUUAUAGAAUUGUGGACCAAUGGGAUAUUGGUGUGUAUAACUUUCUUUUUAAACUUAAGUAAAGGGGUCUUGCUAUGUUCUGCUUGUUGAGUCUUGGCAUUCAUCUUAAAAGCCAGCAUCUCACUAUUUAUUGACAGGUGUAUGUGUGUGUGUGUGUGUGUGCGUGUGUGUGCGUGUGUGUAUGUGUGUGCACGCAUAUAUGUGUUUUUCCAGGUGUGCUUGUGUUUUGCAGCUUUUUGGAAGGAAACCCAGUCACCCCACUACUAAUUUGGCAUCUUCUCAUGCUUCUUGUGUUUUUGGCCACAUGUCAACAAAGGGUUUUAAUUUUCUAAUGCUGACAACACGUUCAGGAGGGAUAGUGUCAGAUUUUGAUGGGGAAGGGGGCAUGAGAAGGGAAGGGGGAAAAGAAAUGGACAUUUAUUUUAUUAUUUAUUUUAAAUGUUUACAUCUUUGUGUUGUACCAAGCCUGAAUAGAAACAUAGCAUUAAAAUAUUCAGUUGUUUUCCUCUCUCUCAUUUUCUUCUUUAAAAACUUGCAAUAAUUUUGCUUUUUUGUCUCCCAAGUGAUUUGUGACAUGUGCUGUAUAAACUGUAUAAAAAGGUUCUGUUUCUAAAGGUGGGCUGUCAUUCCUCUGGGGACAGUGGCUGUCAAGAAAUAUACAUUGUAAGAGGACACAGUGAAAGACCCUGCCCUGUUCCUCAAAAAUUACUUUCUCUGCUAUGAUUAAAAAAAUUAUUCCAUUUAUUUUAGUUUGUGGUCACUUGAUUUUGAGGAAGAAAAUAUUUGACUUUGUAUAAAGACUAGGUAUCAGGUGUCUUUUGCAGUGGGAGAUGUAUAUAAUAGUAUUUUGGUAUAUAGUGGAAACCCACAAGCUUUGUGCAUUUGUAUUUGAGAUACGUUGAUGAUGUGGAGUGAAGUCUACUAUUAGACCCUGGAGGCAAACAAGUUGUACAAGGUUUCUGUAGCUCUGUGGGGAACUUGAUUACCUUUCUGGGCACCUUUUUUCCUGAGUUUUAAAAAAGUAAUGGUGAAAUGGUCCGAUCUCUUACAUUGACCUUUCCAGGUAGGAUUGUGAGCCCAAAAUCUUUGUGUAGUUUUGAAAAUUGAGGAGUAGCUCUGCUCGGAAGCAUCUCUGGUGGUAUUUGUUGUUGUUUUGUUCUGUUGUUUUACUGUAUGUAACACAAGCCUACAGUAUUUGCACUAAAGAAAGCUUGUUAGAAAAAGCUUGCUGCUAUGGAAGAAAGAACAUAUUAAAACAUUUUUCCCUCGCGGUAUUUUUUUUUUUGUUAGCUUUUCCACUUUCCGUUGAGUAGCAUUUUGUAGAAUAAAAUGAAUUAAGAUUGAA